This is a messenger RNA of Dioscorea cayenensis subsp. rotundata (Guinea yam), 1259 nucleotides long. Its product is annotated as anamorsin homolog. Gene Ontology annotation, cellular component: cytoplasm. Bases 130 to 966 code for a protein of 278 amino acids. NCBI's taxonomy places the organism in Eukaryota, Viridiplantae, Streptophyta, Magnoliopsida, Dioscoreales, Dioscoreaceae. Gene Ontology annotation, molecular function: iron-sulfur cluster binding. Gene Ontology annotation, biological process: iron-sulfur cluster assembly. The transcript has 8 exons. The record is from RefSeq and is a predicted model, not a curated record.
UUAUAUAUUGAAAACCACGAGCUCUGCCGGCUCACGUCGGUUGGUUGCCUCUCGCUUCCUCUUUCUCUUCGCGAGAUCUAUACGUCUCUCUUCCUUGAAACCCUAAAUCUCUUCUUCAUCUCGCUUGUAAUGGAGAGUCUCGGUGCGAAGAGGCGUGCGCUUGUGUUGGCAGAUCUCGUGGUUGUUCCAAUUGGCGCUGUUUUAGCCGGCGUUAAUGGUUUUGGGGAGGGAGUGGUGAGGGAUGAUGAUGAUCUACUUGUUGUGACACAGGCCACUUCUUUGGGAGGAAACAUGCCACUUGAUUCUGCUUCAGCGGAUGUUGUGAUUUGUAUUUGGAAGACACCGGAGAUUAUUGGGGAGAAUUUGCUUGGAGAGAUCCACAGAGUAUUAAAACCUGGUGGGAAGCUUCUAAUGCAAACUAGCUAUUCUUCUAGCAAUAACAUGAACAAGCCAAGCUUGCCAUUAGAGGGUAAAUUACUUGUAGCUGGGUUUGUUGAUGUACAAACUUUUGAGACAAAAGCAUUUCUCCCGCUUGAGGGCUACCAAUCAUUUACACUUGAGUGUAAGAAAACUUCCUGGCUUGUAGGGUCGUCAUUUUCAAUAAAAAAAGUGACCAAGUCUAUUCCUAAGAUACAUGAUAGUGAUGAUAUGGAUCUGAUUGAUGAAGAUAGCCUUUUGACCGAGGAAGACUUGAAGAAACCACAGUUACCAGCUGUUGGAGAUUGUGAGGUUGGAGCCACAAGAAAGGCUUGCAAGAACUGCACUUGUGGUCGAGCUGAAGCAGAGGAAAAGGUGCAGAAGCUGGGGCUGACUGCGGAGCAGCUGAAUAACCCUCAGUCAGCAUGCGGAAAUUGCGGGCUUGGUGAUGCCUUCCGUUGUGCUACAUGCCCAUACAAAGGUCUUGCUCCAUUCAAACUCGGGGAGAAGGUCUCUCUAUCAAGUAAUUUCCUUGUCUCUGAUUUUUGAGGAUCAUGAAGAUUCAACGUCGAGAAAUGUUGGCAGCUUAUGCACAAUGCUGAAAUGAUUUUGUUUCUGCCAUCGUAGAAUAGUAGAAUAGUUUUCUGUUUGAUGUAGAACCAUCAAGAUUGUCAAUGUUCUUCAUUUCGGUGGUAAAAAAAUCAGAAUUUUGAGCAGAAAGGAUAAUAAUGUGUUUGUCUUAAUCUUGGAAUGAGUAUUGAAAAUCUUGUGCACUUUCUAUUGCUUCAUGUAAUUUCCUGGUACAAUGAAUAUAAUCAUCAUUGGUGGUUGUCACAGUGAAA